This is a messenger RNA of Nothobranchius furzeri (turquoise killifish), 5670 nucleotides long. RefSeq names its product sp2 transcription factor (gene sp2). Gene Ontology annotation, biological process: regulation of transcription by RNA polymerase II. Lineage: Eukaryota; Metazoa; Chordata; Actinopteri; Cyprinodontiformes; Nothobranchiidae. Gene Ontology annotation, molecular function: RNA polymerase II cis-regulatory region sequence-specific DNA binding; DNA-binding transcription factor activity, RNA polymerase II-specific. The record is from RefSeq and is a predicted model, not a curated record.
UUGUCUGUGGAUUGGUGCAGCAGCGCGGGCGGAUCCCCCCCCGGGCUCGCUCUUCAAGGCUCGCGGAGAGCGAAUGUCGUCAUGAGCGAACAAGACAGUAUGGCCACCACCGUUGCUGUCAACCCAAGUGAAUACCUCCAGCCUUCCACUACUACCACACAACAGGACACCCAGCCUUCCCCUCUAGCCCUCCUGGCUGCCACCUGCAGUAAGAUUGGCCCUCCUGCUGCUCAGGCUCCUGUCAGUUCUCCUCCAGCGCAGCCACAACCUCGCAGGCUUCUUCCCAUAAAGCCAGCUCCGAUAGCACCAGCCCCACCCAAGAACCUGGGGUUUCUCUCGGCAAAGGGCAAUGUGAUCCAGCUUCCUGCCGGUUUGGGAUCCACAUCCCCUGGCAGCCCCAUAGUCCUUACCAUCCAGCAGGGUCCUGCCCGCAGCAACACCUCUGGCUCUGCCAACAUUCAGUACCAGGUGGUUCCACAGAUCCAGGUGAUGCCACAAGGAGGCCAGAUCCAGCUCAUACCAGGCACCAACCAGGCCAUCAUCACCUCUCCGGUGACCGUUCCAGCCCCCUCUGCAGCCACUGCGCCGGUCACUCCGCAGAAAACUGUUGCCAUCAAACCUUCCCCUAAGGUACAGAAGCCAAAUAACACAGCUGCAAAUGUGGUUCAGUUCCCUAGUGGACUCGCACUUCCCCUCAAUGUGGCGACCGGAGAGGUGGGCGGGACUCCAGUGGUCACAGAGACUGCCACUGCCCCCUCCACACCAGGAAAGGCUCGACGAGGGAGGAAGAAGAAGGUGGUCCUGCCUUCUGAGCCUCUGCCACCUGCUCCUGCUCAGGCUGCCUCCCCAUCCCCAGAGCAGAUGGAGACCAUUGUAAUUGAAGCUGGUGACAACAUCAUACAGGCGGGAAACAAUUUGCUGAUCGUGCAAAGCCCCGGACAGCCAGCUAUGGUACAGCAAGUGCAGCUUGUCCAGCCUAAAGCAGAGUCUCAGCUGGUUCAGAUCCCUCAACAGGCUUUAAAGGUGGUGCAGGCGGCCUCUGCUACGCUGCCUCCUGUCCCACAGAGGCAGCCUGUCUCUUCUAACCUGCAGGUGACCCCUACAGAGCCGUCACCGACCCAGAUCCUCUUCAAAACAGCGUUGGGAGACUGGCAGUCGCUAAAUAUCCAGGACCCAGUCUCAACGACCAGCACCACCGCCACCUCCUCAGGUUCUCCCACUACCACGUCCCCACCAUCCAGCACCAGGAGGACGCAGCCAGGAGGCAGGAAGGAGCGCACGCUGGCAAAAAUAGCCCCAGCAGGUGGGAUGAUUACAUUCAACACGUCUCAGCUGUCCUCAGCAGCACAAGCUGUGCAGACCAUCAGCAUCAAUGGGGUCCAAGUUCAGGGAGUUCCUGUCACCAUCACCAACGCAGGAGGCCAGCAGCACCUAACUGUGCAGACCAUGCAGGGUGGAGCCCUUCAGCUGGCCACGACGCCAGGCCAGCCUGCCAUCCAGGUGGACCAGACCCUCACACUGGAUUUGUCUGGCCAGCCAGGAGAAAAGAAGCGACGCAUGGCCUGCACCUGCCCCAACUGUAAAGAUGCAGAGAAGAGGCCUGGAGAGGUGGGCAAAAGAAAGCACAUCUGCCAUGUUCCCGGCUGUGAGAAGACAUUCAGAAAAACGUCUCUGCUGCGAGCUCAUGUCCGGCUGCACACCGGAGAGAGACCCUUCGCCUGCAACUGGGUUUACUGUGGGAAACGUUUCACACGCAGUGAUGAGCUGCAGAGGCACACCAGGACACACACAGGAGACAAACGGUUCGAGUGCAACCAGUGUCAGAAACGCUUCAUGAGGAGUGACCACCUGACCAAGCAUUAUAAAACUCACAUAAACACCAAGAACUUGUAAACAAACUCCAGCGGCUGUCACACCUGUGUAGCAGCAGGAGAUGCAAACGUGUGACUCGUGCAGGGAAUCCUCCUCUCACUCCUCCAGGAAGCAGCUGUAGCUGAUGUUUAUGUAAACCUGCCUUCCUCCAGUUUGAUCAUCAGUGAGAACUGGGGCUGGACCAUAAUCCAGUAACCGUCUAAAUGGAUCAACACACACAUGGUCCAGUAGUAAAAACUUAUUAUAACGUUUCCUUUUUCCGUAAUAGCCUGCCCGGUAGCUUAAUGCUAGAGUCAUCGUCACCAAGCCCCCCCUCCCAGACCUAAGCAGACAGCAGUGUGACUCCAACAAGAAGCUGCAGCAAGGAGAGGCGGAAGAAGAAAGGCUGCAGUCGUUCACCAGAGUGGCCAUGUUUCAUUCUUACAAGUCCGACAGCAAACAAACAACAGAGAAUCCAUAAAAACGAGUCCGGCGCUGCUACCACCUCGUUCCGUCACUAAGCAAUGGCAUAAAAAGGCCAGGGCUGCACUUUAAAUAUGUUUGAUAUAGUUUUCAAUAAUUAUUGAUAUCCAUAAAUAUUUUUAUCCAUCAGCUUUUUUUCUAUGUCGUCCAGCCCCAGUGAGAGCCGAGCGAACCGCUGCAACAGCUAAACCCCGUAGGGUUUCAAAUGAAGCAACACACACACACACACACACGGCUCCAGACCUCAGUGCCGGGUCACAGCGGUCCUUCCCAACGACAGAUGUUUGGCUGAUUGUGAAACAUCUGGAGAAGAGGAAACACAAACCUAAAACCGUUUAAGUCAUUUCAAUAAGACUGAUACAGUUUUUUAGGUCAUUUGUUCUUCAGCGCUGUUUUUACUGAAUUAAAACUCGUUUUCAUAGUUUUUCCAAAAGGAAAAUAAUGACAGUAUUUUGGAAAACUUUAGAUGUUUACGUCUCCUGCUUUUAAAAGUGUAAUAUUUAAAAAAUAUACUGUUAAAAACUAUUCAUACCUUUCAAAAACAUCUGUAAAUGGAAAAGCAGGAAUGUAGAAUAGCAGUUUGUGUUCCACAGGACCACAUGCAGUAGGAGGUCAAAUCUGAUUUCACCUCAUAGCUUUAGAAAAGUUGGUUGUCAUAGUUACGACGGGUCUGAGCACGUGGAGAGGGUAACUAAACAGGCUCCUAAAGUCAGUGCUGCCCUAAGAGCCGACAUUAGGAGCAGCAGCUCACAGCUGCAGCUCACACAGGUGGCUGACCUCAGACCAGCCCACACACACGAGUUGCUGACCUCAGACCAGCCCACUAACACGGGUGGCUGACCUCAGACCAGCCCACUAACACGGGUGGCUGACCUCAGACCAGCCCACUAACACGGGUGGCUGACCGCAGACCAGCCCACACACACGAGUUGCUGACCUCAGACCAGCCCACUAACACGGGUGGCUGACCUCAGACCAGCUCACACGGGUGGCUGACCUCAGACCAGCCCACUAACACGAGUUGCUGACCUCAGACCAGCACACUCACACGGGUGGCUGACCUCAGACCAGCCCACUCACACGAGUUGCUGACCUCAGACCAGCCCACUAACACGGGUGGCUGACCUCAGACCAGCUCACACGGGUGGCUGACCUCAGACCAGCCCACUAACACGAGUUGCUGACCUCAGACCAGCACACUCACACGGGUGGCUGACCUCAGACCAGCCCACUCACACGAGUUGCUGACCUCAGACCAGCACACUCACACGGGUGGCUGACCUCAGACCAGCCCACUCACACGAGUUGCUGACCUCAGACCAGCCCACUAACACGGGUGGCUGACCUCAGACCAGCCCACUCACACGAGUUGCUGACCUCAGACCAGCCCACUAACACGGGUGGCUGACCUCAGACCAGCCCACUCACACGAGUUGCUGACCUCAGACCAGCCCAAUAACACGGGUGGCUGACCUCAGACCAGCCCACUAACACGGGUGGCUGACCUCAGACCAGCCCACUCACACGAGUGGCUGACCUCAGACCAGCCCACUCACACGAGUGGCUGACCUCAGACCAGCCCACUCACACGAGUGGCUGACCGCAGACCAGCCCACUCACACGGGUGGCUGACCUCAGACCAGCCCACUCACACGAGUGGCUGACCUCAGACCAGCCCACUCACACGGGUGGCUGACCUCAGACCAGCCCACUCACACGGGUGGCUGACCUCAGACCAGCCCACUCACACGAGUGGCUGACCUCAGACCAGCCCACUCACACGAGUGGCUGACCUCAGACCAGCCCACUCACACGAGUUGCUGACCUCAGACCAGCCCACUCACACGGGUGGCUGACCUCAGACCAGCCCACUCACACGGGUGGCUGACCUCAGACCAGCCCACUCACACGGGUGGCUGACCUCAGACCAGCCCACUCACACGAGUGGCUGACCUCAGACCAGCCCACUCACACGAGUGGCUGACCUCAGACCAGCCAGCUCACAGCAGCUGUUCCUCCUGGUCAUCAGAGAUCCAUGAUGGUUAUUAUUGGUUUCAGUCCCUUUGCUUGUGCUUCUUCACUUGAAGCCUCUGUUCUCAUGCAGCAUUGAACUUAAAUAAGCUACUUGUUUCUGUUGGCCUAGUUAACCACCAGGAUACGUUUAUUCUGCUUCACUCACCACAAAGUGGAGGAAUAGUGUGUCCGCUAUGCAUCGCUGUACAAAUGACUGGAGUGUAAACUAUUAGGCCUUACUUGACAAUCACAUCAAAAGAUGUUUAACACAAAGACUACAGGGUUGUUUUAUGUUCCAGCUGUAUCCGAGCUUUAAUUCCUGGCUGGCGUUUGUGACGAGCAGCAUCAGGUGUUCUGUGCUGUCCAAAUCCCGCUGACUCGUACCAACAGCUCACUAAUCUGUUGGAGACGGAGGAAAGAUGAUUCUGUAGAAUAAAAACAAGGCUUUGUGGUUUCUGCCACCCAAAGGCCUCUGUGGCUGCCCUGUGUUCAGUUUCACUGUGUUCAAAGGAAGUUGAGUCCGUGGCGCUGCCUUUCAAACUCUGCAUUUAUCCCAGACAUUUGACCAAAAAGCAGCAGUCAAGUAGAACUUGUUGUUGAAGCACUUUGAGCAACAUUUUCUGUCUGCUUCACAUGGCUGACAGAUGGGUACGCGUAGGUGGCCAACAGGUCUGGCGAAAUGCUAAUGCCACUUGGAUUUAUAGCAGAUUUAUAUGUAGGUUUCUCAUGUUUCUAUGUGUAAAUACUCUCUUUUCUUUCUUUUUUAAACUAUAAAUGUAGGAUUAUAAAAAGGUUAAGCUGCAUAGCAACCUGGAAGGAAAGGACUUUGUACAGUUUGUAAAGGGUAAAAUAUAUUGUGAUGAUGUAUAGCUUCAUUCCUGCUUUGUAAAACAUGUCUAGGUUUUGUUUUUAUUGAAUGAAAGAUGCCUUAGACAGCUGCGUCCAGUAUUUUAACUGUAUUAUUCUGUCUAAUUAUAGUUAACAUUUGUAUCAUUUGUGUUUUAAAUUAUCUUGUAUGUAUUGAGCACUGAUUAAAACCCCAGGUUACAAAUUUUGUAAAACUGUUGCAGAUGAAAUCAUGUAUUUUGCUUUUUCUGCCCCAAAUUAGGGCAUUCCAGUGCUCCGUUUGUGUAAAUUAAACGUUCCUUCUUCAAAAAGCUUCUAUGUCACAUUAUGUUCUUUAAUCAGUUGUUUAUUAGAACACAGAGAACCAGCAAUUAACUAUCUUAAUAAUUUAUUAAAGGUUAAAAAGGUAUUAAAGGUGCUAAAACAUAUGUAGCCCAAUUUUCUACAAUAAUUGCCACAAUAAAAAGCUUAAACUUA